Lasiosphaeria miniovina is the source of this 1467-nucleotide messenger RNA. RefSeq lists its product as uncharacterized. The record is from RefSeq and is a predicted model, not a curated record. The coding region runs from base 286 to 1299 and encodes 337 amino acids. NCBI's taxonomy places the organism in Eukaryota, Fungi, Ascomycota, Sordariomycetes, Sordariales, Lasiosphaeriaceae. The transcript is spliced from 2 exons.
AUACAAAAGGUAGAUAAGCGAAGGGAAGGAAGCCGUCAUGCGGCCGCUCGUGUGCGGCCUGCGGUGAGCUAGGUAGUCGGUUGCGCAAGACGCGGCCCGCAUCCAUUAUUGUCCACUGCUGUCACCCGUGGAGUUCAGUACGAAAUCUUGGGGUGAAACAAGAGGAACGGAAAUACCAUGGAUGUCAGUGGCGGACGGGGGUCGGGGGCCGGGAGAUUCGGCCUGUUAGCUCGAGGGGAUUAGGGCGAGGGAAGGGGAAAGGAGGGUAGUGUACAAACGGACUCUAUGUUCCGUACCCCCUCCCCAGUCCACGCAUCAAUAACAAGGCACGAAGUCCACCGGAGUUCGGCCACUGUGGCCAAUCGGCGAGGCAUUCCCCAGACACUAGGAUUCAGGAAGGCGGGCAGCUGGCGACAGACGUAUGCAAGUCAAUUGGAGUACCAGCGAGCUGGGUCCGGCCGAACACAGACACGCCAUGGCCAUGGGCAUGGGCAUGAGCAUGGACAUGGAUUGUGGCUCUCUGCGACUCCGGGCGGCCGACUCAAGCAGGUCGUAUUGUGUUCCAGCCUGGCCGCCUUGGCACUUCUGACGACCCUUGCUCUUCUCCGGCCUGCAGCAGCCACACACUCGGCUGUGCUGUGCUGCUGGCCCCUCAGUAACAGUUGGCAUUUCGAGGCGGGGUUGCGUUACGCUGCGUUGUGUUUGCGCCUUGAGUGUUGUGUGCGGGCUGGUACCGGAGAAGGGAGAGCCGGAGCGGGGGCGGGUGGAGGGGGGAAAGUCGGUUGGAUCGGGUGGCGCUGUCGGGAAUCCCGAGAAAUCGGGCUGAAUGGAAGCAAAAAAAAAAAGGCAAACACGCCCAAGGCAUCGAAUACCUGGGAUGGUGCAACGGCUUAUCGCAUCCAUGGUGGGGGCAAGCCGGCAGGCCUGGGCGACUGGCUGCUCCUUCAAGUUCUGCUGCGGACUGCUGUUGGCUCCUUCCUCUGCCGCCGGCUGUUAGGUUCGUGUGCCCACCGGCCGCCCUGCUCCUUCCUUAGGUGCACAACGUGUCGUUGCCCGCACGCAUGCAUAGACGAGUUGCCGGCAGGCAACGGUUUGGCUUCGUUUCUUGUGGGGAAGGGACGGUACAUGUACAUGCAAGCACGCACACGCAGCUGCCUUCCCAGCUUUACUCCCGUCGGUUCCCUCAAACCUGUUGUGGCUUCGUGCCUUCGUGCCUUCGUGCCUACCUUCCUGCUGCCCGCAGCCCAGCACCUGGCCAAUGGCUCCUCCCUCGGGGAUACCAGGGAGUCUUUUAUCUAACCUAGAAAGCUUGGUCAGCUCAUCCUAGACUCCUAACAAGCGUCUUGGGACCUACUACGUGUCAUGGAAAACAAACACCUCAACCAGGGAAGACUCUCGGCUGGCUGCAUUCCCGAAUCCCGUGCGGGUCGACGGUCCAUUGGAUUGACGGCCUCUUUCCUCAGCUAA